AAUUAUUUACUUCUAUACCUACUAUUACCUACUGGUAGACUUGAUUGAUCAUAAAGUGAAGUAGCUAUUGCAGAACAAUGCUACGUUUUGUGUUAUGUGGAGCAAUUUUGACAAGCCUUACGGUAGCUCAGGACAUGUUUGAGGAUAAGACCCACGUAAUGACAGCUAGAUGCCGAGCACAAUGUCUCAAUAAGUUUCACCUGGACGGAUCGAAGGAGACUUGCUUCAAUAUCAACGACUGCCUCAUGUGUUGGGACACGUGCAACCUUUUCUACAAAAACUUCAAGGUCUGGGGAUCGAUGUGUGAACAAAGACGCCUUUGCUUCCCGGGCUGUCAGGAGGCAUGUAACUUCUACCACUCACACUCAGAUAUUAUUGAGGCUACCAGAACAGAUACCCACUUCACGCAACCACUCAAGUACAGCUACCGACCGGAAGAUGACACGAUUCACUUUGAGUGGUCUAGGCCUGAAGGCAAUGAUCAGGUCGACCCCCUGGUCUAUGUGCUCAUGAUGCAAGAUCAAGUGGCCGCUACCUGGCAGCAACUAGAACAGACUGUCUAUCAUAAUGCCACCGUGCGUCGCGGACUCCUCAAACCCUCUUCAUGGCUCCGUCUGACCGCAUACGAUUCUAAUGGAAAAAUUGCACGGAUUGAAAAGUCGUGUGCUGAGUUCGAUAUAAACAUGGACAUCGAUAAAGUAGAAGACAUGUUCCGCGACGAGGCAAGCCGCGAUGAAAAAGCUCACCGCGUAAGUGAUGACGACUCCGCUGACUACGUGGACUACUACCAGCAAUGGGUGCCUAUCCUCAACGUCCUGCGCUACUCGACUGCGAAUCCAGGCGGGAUCGAUGCCAUUAUCACAUGGCCACAUGUUUCCAACAAAGCCGACAUUAAGUACGAAGUUGAAUGGAAGCAUUCUAACGACACGAUCGACAUCACCGGCCAUCUUUACACCCACGGCAAUAUAGUCACCAUCACACUUUGGCCAAACAGCAUCUACCAAAUAAGUGUUCGUGCCUUUGCUUCUAGUUCGCACCGCGCUGUUGCACAGAGUAGGUCUCUCUACGUCGAUACGGCCACUGACGUAUCUGGAACACAUCCUUUCUUUGAGAGCUGCCCUGGUUGUAUUCCCGUCGAGUAUCUGGCAGGUCUGGCUGUUGGAGUGGCUGCGAUCGCUUUUAUUAUUGCCGUGGCCCUUGUGUUCAUUAAAUUGUGCCACCAGGACCGAAACGCCAGCCUAGAAGUAGGCCAGCUCCGCUCAGUUAACUCAGCCUUCGAAAGCACUAAAAGGCCGACUUCGUUUAAACGCAGCUCGGUAAAAAAGCAGCUGUCGUCAAUCAGCAAUUUGAUCACGCACGGUUCCUGUAAUAGUUCCGCUGAGAAACACGACCGUCUUAUAGAAGACGAAUCCUAUGGAAACGCUCAUUUUUCGGACAGUAGGUUAUGUGACAUAUAAAAAUCAGCGUGUUUUUAACGAUGGGCAAAAGCUGCGCACAACUGUUCUCCCGUACAGAUCUGAUUUGUCGACGUGGAUAAGCGAGGUGCGCUGACCUGUGUUUUAGGAUUUCGAUUAAUUGCACUCGUCGUUUGAAAUCUCCCAUUGAUCUCAACGCCUAGACAAUUGUGAGCGGAGCGUACGGUCUCAUUUUCUGUUCUCGCUUCGAGGUGAGGGCAACCGAUUUUUGCACCUUUGCACCGAUAAAAUCGUAUUAGAUCGUAAAAAUCGUAAUAAAAAAAAAGUCUUGCAUGAAAAAAACUGUAAUAUACUUAUAAAUACUGUAAAUAAUUAUGUAUAAAGACUUUCGUGUGUAUAUAUCUAUACCAUAUAUGUGAAGACAUAAUGUGAUAUUGCCUAUGAUGUAAAGGAGUGUAUUUUGCUAAUUUUUUGUGUUUGUUUAGAUACGCUUGCUUAAAGCUUAUAAAUAAUUAGGAAUUCGGUUAAAAAUUAUUGUUGUAUGAUGUUCAUCUGGUAGAUUAUUAAACCUAAUCAUAGAUGCGUGGACAAAAAGGAUGGAUGUUAUAUAACUAAUAUAUUGUGUGUAUAUACAGUAUGGGACAAA
Messenger RNA from Varroa destructor (honeybee mite), 2061 nucleotides. RefSeq lists its product as uncharacterized. NCBI's taxonomy places the organism in Eukaryota, Metazoa, Arthropoda, Arachnida, Mesostigmata, Varroidae. The record is from RefSeq and is a predicted model, not a curated record.